UCCGUUGUCAGGUGGCGCUGCUAUGGAAAGAUGCGAUCAGAAAGCUGACGAAUGGAAGCUGUUCCCGAGUGGUCAUUUCGGUAAUAGUGGCUAAAACAAACAUUGCGCGAUAUCAACCCUCCAUAUACGGUCUCCUUUGGUUGGGGGCGACAAACUGCGUAUGCACCGAACAAAUACUUUUAAAGAAAUGUCCAUGCUGUAGCAUUACAACGCAGACUUUCCUCGGCGUUUUCAGCUCGAGAGCUCCAGCAUGUCUAAGCGGCGCUCAUUGGAGAGGGGGGCCGGAGAGACCUCGGGCAGGGCCAGCAAGCUCCUCUGUCCUGGAAUUGCUGGAAGCAACGCCAAGAGGGCAGGUCCCUUUGUCCUGGGGCCUCGUUUGGGGAACUCGCCCGUGCCAAGCAUAGUGCAGUGUCUGGCCAGGAAGGAUGGGACGGAUGACUUCUACCAGCUAAAGAUCCUGACGCUGGAGGAGCGGGGAGACGCGACCGGGGAGACCCAGGAGGAGAGGCAGGGGAAGAUGCUGCUGCACACCGAGUACUCCCUCCUCUCGCUGCUCCAUAACCAGGAUGGAGUGGUGCACCACCAUGGCCUGUUCCAGGACCGGGCGUACGAGAUUGUGGAGGACCCGGAGGCCAACAAUGGCAAGGUGCGCCGACUGAAGAAGCGGAUCUGCCUGGUGCUGGACUGCCUCUGUGCGCACGACUUCAGCGACAAGACUGCGGACCUCAUCAACCUGCAGCACUACGUCAUCAAGGAGAAGCGGCUGAGCGAGCGCGAGGCCAUCGUCAUCUUCUACGACGUGGUGCGCGUGGUGGAGGCCCUGCACAAGAAAAACAUUGUGCACCGAGACCUGAAGCUUGGAAACAUGGUGCUGAACAAACGAACUCAUCGGAUUACCAUCACCAACUUCUGCCUGGGCAAGCACCUGGUGAGUGAGGACGACCUGCUGAAGGACCAGCGAGGAAGUCCAGCCUACAUCAGUCCUGACGUACUGAGUGGCCGGCCAUACCACGGAAAGCCCAGUGACAUGUGGGCCCUUGGCGUGGUGCUGUUCACCAUGCUCUACGGCCAGUUCCCCUUCUACGACAGCAUACCUCAGGAGCUAUUCCGCAAGAUCAAGGCUGCAGAGUACUCCAUCCCAGAGGACGGGCGUGUGUCGGAGAACACUGUGGGUCUUAUACGGAAGCUGCUGGUGCUAGACCCCCAGCAGAGGCUGACCGCUGCCGAGGUCCUGGAGUCUCUCAGCGGCAUUAUUGCCUCAUGGCAGUCGGUAUCCUCUUUGACUGGUCCUCUUCAGGUUGUACCGGACAUCGAUGACCAGGUCAGCCACCCAGAGCAUCUCCAGGAGGUGAAAAUGACGGAGGAGUCGUCACAGUACGAGUUUGAGAACUACAUGCGCCAGCAGCUGCUGCUGGCCGAGGAGAAGAACACUAUUCACGAGGCCAAGGCCAGUUUCCUCGCCAAGCGCCAGUUCAGCUCCAUCCCGCCCGUGCGGCGCCUGGGCCACGAUGCCACACCCGUCAGCCCUCUGGACGCAGCCAUCCUGGCCCAGCGCUUCCUCCGGAAGUAGCCCCUUCACCCAUCACCUUGCCCUCUGGGGGACAAGUGGGGUGGGGGACAAGGGUUGGGUCGGGAAGGUACCCUGAAACUAGUAUCUAUGGGAGCUUAGCCCGACCCUCCCUUGGGUAGAGGGAUCCCUAGCUGUGGAGAGUUAGGUAGGUGGAGUGGGAGCAGAUGGGUUUCACACUUCAAGUCUGGGUGUCGGUGGUGUGCACAGGAAUGACAUGGCUGGAGAAUCUGAAGAUCUCAACCAAAGGCUCCCACUGUACCCUCAGCCAGCCAGCUAGCUAUGGGCACAUAUGGACUCAGCCAGCCAGCUAUGGGCACAUAUGGACUCAGCCAGCCAGCUAUGGGCACAUAUGGACUCAGCCAGCCAGCUAUGGGCACAUAUGGACUCAGCCAGCCAGCUAUGGGCACAUAUGGACUCAGCCAGCCAGCUAUGGGCACAUAUGGACUCAGCCAGCCAGCUAUGGGCACAUAUGGACUCAGCCAGCCAGCUAUGGGCACAUAUGGACUCAGCCAGCCAGUUAUGGGCACAUAUGGACCCAGCCAGCCAGCUAUGGGCACAUAUGGACCCAGCCAGCCAGCCAGCUAUGGGCACAUAUGGACCCAGCCAGCCAGCCAGCUAUGGGCACAUAUGGACUCAGCCAGCCAGCCAGCUAUGGGCACAUAUGGACCCAGCCAGCCAGCUAUGGGCACAUAUGGACUCAGCCAGCCAGCUAUGGGCACAUAUGGACUCAGCCAGCUAUGGGCACAUAUGGACUCAGCCAGCCAGCCAGCUAUGGGCACAUAUGGACUCAGCCAGCUAUGGGCACAUAUGGACUCAGCCAGCCAGCCAGCUAUGGGCACAUAUGGACUCAGCCAGCCAGCCAGCUAUGGGCACAUAUGGACUCAGCCAGCCAGCCACCUAUGGGCACAUAUGGACUCAGCCAGCCAGCCAGCUAUGGGCACAUAUGGACUCGUACAGGCCAGGGGGAUACCAGACACGCAUGUGUGUUUGGACAUGGAACCCCCCCCCCCCCACCAUUUGUUUCUCUCUGCUGAGACCUGGUCAUCGCCCUCCUACCUACCCCCAUUUAUUCUUGAAAACCCUGAGCAAUACAGGGCCAGAAGGACCAUGUAGCAACCUUCCUCUAACCUCCCUCUCCUCAACUCUCCAAACUAAGAUCACUUGAUCAUGGAUGUAAUUCACUCUCUUUAGUUUCCUCAUAACCAAAAUUAUCUGGACUAGUCCCGUCUCUAAGCUGAAGACUUCAAAUCUACCUCUCUCAAUCUUUACUUUUAUUUUUUUGUGUGGAUUUUAAACCAUGUCCACCAUUCUCGGAAAACAAGGAAUUGUCGGGGUAGUGUUGUCACCGUAGACAGAAAGCAUUACUAUGUUUUGGUGCAUAAUGGUUUGGAAUGUGGGAUAUGAAUAAGCUUUUUUCCUAAUGACUAAUAAGUAGCAUUUUACCCUUCUAUCUAUUCUACAUUGAAAAUGCUAACUAUCAAAGGGUGGCCAAAUCGACUACUUCUGUCUUUAACUCUAGCAGAUGAUAUUGUUUUCUUGCUUUUGCUCUCACCCCCAUUUUUUUUUGCAUUUAGGUGUCAAGUACCUGGAAGAGCUGGAUGGGGCGACGUUUAUUAGAUGUUUAAUGUUGAUCCUCUUCCGUUAAUGCUCUUCUAAUUGGCAUCUUUGGUUAAUAAUCACGACGUGGACACUAUCAUUUUUGGGGGGUGGUGAAAUCAUGGCGCGUCUUAACUGAUUGUUAGCCAAGGAAAUGAUACCUCCCCCACGUUCACCACUGAACAACUUCCAGGUAUUCAACUUCCCGGUUUAUCCUGUGACAUCAUUAUUGUGAGACAGGUAUUGGGCAUGAAUUUGAAUGAAUGGUAAUGCCAGUGAUUGUCAUUGUGUAGAUAAGUGUGAUUCGGGCCAGGGGUGUAUUAGACUAAGCCAGAGCCUUUUCAGUGGUAGGUGCCGACUAGAGCCACGUUAUUGAAGCCCGGUGAGUCAGUGCAGAUCCUUAAACUAACCAUCCUUCCAAAUCUGUUUAUCUUGCCUGCCUCAGUUGCUCGCACACACUGAGAACAUACAGGCUUUUCUAAGACUGUCUGGACUGCAUGUGUCCGCUAUGAAAGAUGGGCAUCCCUCAUUUUGCCCCGGUCUUAGUCAUGAAUGCUCUAGUGCGUAGCCAAGUUUAAAAUCAAACGAAACCGUGAUGAUCAUAGUAGCUCUCCCUUUUAGCUGUUGUAAGUUAUAAUGUAGUAGCUGAGCAUGAAAGACUUACUAUGGUGUUGAUAGUGAUAAUUGAAUAGUGUAAUAUUUCAUAGAGAAACUCAACAGUGAGGUUGUCUGUCGCGUUGUGCACAUUCUCAAGCCUCCCUCUGCUGGCGGUGCCGUAGUGGUGACAAACGUCGUGAUCAAUCCAAUCAUUCUGCACAGACGCUAACGGCUGUUUCGUCUAAAGUACACUAGUGUCCUUGAAAUACGAUGACAUUGCUAAAGUAGGAAGAUAUUUAGUACGAAAAAUGUUUGCCAUUAUGUCGGCAAAUUUACUUUAGACAGAUGGCAAUGUUGUCAUUUGUUAGCAAAGUUUGUAAAAAAAUAGCUGCCAAUGUUGCUAAGCUACUAACUCGUGAACAAUAUUAGUCAUCUGUUCACAUAAGCUUGCCCAUCUUUAUGAGUAUUUGCAUUGCUUAGACCUUCACCCUAUUUAUAUCCAAAUUGAUCACGAGUAGAAACUUGAGUCAGUUUUGUCCUAUUUCAUUGUAAAUUGUCUUUUUCCUCAAUUUCAUGUAUGUUAAUUUUGUUAUUUAUUCACUGUCCAUUUUCAGGCAUCAAAUCCAUUUUCCAUUUUUAGCUUUAAGCAAGAAGUGUUCUGGUUUCAUUUGUUUCUCCAAACAUUCAAACUUGAGCUGCCAUUGCAGUUUUUUCUCCAUCAGCCAUGUUCAUUAAAGAUCUCUUUUUAUAUUUUAUUUUACCAUUGCCACACACUUGUGGUCGAUUUAAGCUACACUAAUAAUGAGACUGACUCUGCAUAGUUCUAUUUUUUACACAAAUAAUCGUGCAUUAUGAUGAUUUAUGGUAGUGAUCUGUUUAUUACCCGGAUCCCAGUUCUGUUUGUGCAGACUUGCCAACUCCUGUUUCCUUGACAAUGACCAGCACAAACAGAUCUGGGACCAGGCCAACUGUUUAUCGCCCCAUACCAGACUUUUGGUCAGUAUGUAAAUAUAAUACCAUCAUUACAGCGACAACACCAGUAGAGCUUCCAUCUAGUGGAACGAUACCAGCUCUGAUCAGGGGUACAUUCAGUAAGGUGAUAUGUUGCAGAUAGGAAUGUGAUGAAUAGAACUGACAUGAUUCCAAAUUCAACAUGACAGGAAAUCAUAUCUUCAUCUGAAUGUUUUGUAACAUUGCACACUCUUGAACAGCCCUGCUUUAACACAAAUUAUAUAUAGACAUGCAUUAGAUGCAAUGCUAGCCACCACCUUUUGAGAAAAAUAAAUAGAUACAUGUAAUGAGAUGUUAGCUUUUUUCCCACCUCAAUGUGAAUUUCUGGGUAUAAAGCAGUAUUGUAGUUGAUAGUGUGUCAGUAGUUCAUGAGAAAAGGAUAUUUUGUGAACUCCACAGCCCUUGCUGAAGUUGAAGGCAAAUUUGUGAUCCCGUCUUACUUGAGGGUGACCAUAACCCACUAUUGGAUAUAAAUAUGCAGGUUUAUUAGGUAAGACCCUUGAUAGUAAUGUAUUAUCUGAAGCAUUAUCAAGAUAGUGUUCACAUUUGGCUGUUGGACUUGUCCCAGUUGUCUAUGAAAGUUGUCCCCUUCAUAGAUUUUCUGUGGACUGAAAGCACCAUACGAAGCAUGAUCUUGAGCUCUUUGUAAAAUGUGAUUUUGCAUGAUUUUUAUUUUUUACUUUCAAGGUGGUCCCACAAUUAUAAUUGCCUGAAAUCAACCAACCAGGGAGAAUUGGAAAUUUGAGUCUUACAGAAAAACCUAAUGUUUUUCAUAAUACAACUGAUUUUUCAUUUAAUGAACAUUCAACUUAAGUUUUCAUUUUUACUAUAAUUCAAAAAUAUUGGAAAUAUCUGUCAGUUUAACGAUGUAUUUGAUUUGCUGAAUAUUACAACUGGAAAAUAGAUGGUGUAUGAUGUGGUGGUAAAAAAUGGUUGAAAACCAGCAGGAUUUGUUGUAAGCUGCUUUGUUGGAUAUGAGCACCUAAUACAAAAACCUGGCUAAUUGUACAGAGAUGAAAAAAAAGUUUGUAUAAAAGACAUAUUUUUGUACUUCAUCAAAUCUCUACAUGCAUGUCAGCAAUAAACUUUGAUAUGGAAAA
Molecule: messenger RNA, 5874 nt
Organism: Oncorhynchus mykiss (rainbow trout)
Lineage: Eukaryota; Metazoa; Chordata; Actinopteri; Salmoniformes; Salmonidae
Product: serine/threonine-protein kinase 40
Biological process (GO): protein phosphorylation
Molecular function (GO): protein kinase activity; ATP binding
Source: RefSeq, a predicted model, not a curated record